Punica granatum (pomegranate) is the source of this 1655-nucleotide messenger RNA. The record is from RefSeq and is a predicted model, not a curated record. NCBI's taxonomy places the organism in Eukaryota, Viridiplantae, Streptophyta, Magnoliopsida, Myrtales, Lythraceae.
UCCUUUAGAGGUUGAGCCGAUCUGAGUGUUUCUAUUAAAAGGAUAACAUAUCGGGCCCUUUUUAUCUGUUUCUGUCUGUUUAGUUUUUAUUUUUGUAUUUAUUGAGAUGCCCAUCAUUUAUUGUGUUGGAAUUACGAUAUGAAAGAGUAUGUAUCCAUGAGUGAGAGGUAAAAGUCAGAAACCAGAAUUCAGAGAGCUCAACCAGUGGUAAUUGCUGCAGUAAGUGAAUAUGAGAGCGGAAUUUGCAAAAAGAAAUUUAAUUGAAAAAAAAAAGAAAGAAGGAAGAGGAUAAGUUUUGACUUCUUCUGCUGAGGUACAUCAAUGUGAGCUUAGCUACCAUGAAAUGAGCUCAUACUUAGUGCAAUGGAGUCUUGUAGGAGAUAAACCCCUAUUAACUGUGAAUAGUUCAUCCAUAUUCGCGACAAUUGGGCUGCAUUUUGGGAUGGUAAUACUGAAUUUUUCGAUUCAGUAGGUCAUGUUAAGUGUCAAGAUCGAUGAUUGGUUAUUGGACUGCCCUUGAUAAUGUCGGUGGUCACCAGGAUUGGCACAGAUUUGCUAGGACCCUGUAUAAAAUGGAUGCUUUGUAUCGUAGGUACUGUACUGUAAUUUUCCUUUGGAGGCGUCUUGCAGUGUCAUCAAAAUGCUUCUAUAGUUGAAUGUUCAAAAUUGGAACAUUGGCACUUGUUAAUUAUUGCUGGUUUUGGUACCUAGAUGUCAUCAAAAUGCUUCUAGUUGAAUGCGUCCGCGUGAAUCCUAAUAGUCUAAUCAUGUCUCGUAUAAUUUAUGUAUGUUGGAGUACUUGCAUUGCACAAGACAUCGAGUGAGAUCACAUCCACAAAACAAAAAUACAAUCAGUGAUUUAUGGUACAUUCAUAAACCAAGAACUUUCAGCAACGGAAUGGGACUUAUACAGUGGGCGAUUUCAUGACUAAAAAGGAGGAUUUAAUUGUCGUGAAGACGACGACUGGUGUUGACGAAGCUUUGGAGACCAUUGUGGAGAAGAGAAUAUCUGGCUUCCCUGUGAUUGAUGAUGACUGGCAUUUGGUUGGUGUUGUUUCUGAUUAUGACCUGUUGGCCCUCGACUCCAUAUCAGGUGGUGGUCAAAAUGACAUAGACAUAUUUCCUGAUGUUGAUAGUUCAUGGAAGGCAUUUAAUAGAAUCCAGAGGCUGCUGAAUAAGACACACGGCAAAGUGAUCGGCGACCUGAUGACACCUGCACCUCUAGUUGUCCGUGAAACCACAAACCUCGAAGAUGCUGCACGGUUGUUGCUGGAAACAAAAUACCGCCGACUGCCUGUAGUAGAUAGCAACGGGAAACUUAUUGGACUCAUCACUAGGGGAAACGUGGUUAGUGCCGCAUUGCAGAUAAAACGAGCCAUUGAACGAGAGCAAUCCUCGUAACUCUUAUCACACAAGUGAGAGUAUAUAUAGAAUGUCGAUGCUGAUUCUUUUGUCCCCAAUAUGAAGCUUUUCGAUUUUCUCAUAGGAAUCAUUUGUAGAAUUUAUAAAUGCAUUCAGAUAAAUCUAGAACUGAGAUCAGGUGGAAGUAUACAUGCCAAAAUUUUGUAUUGCAACUAGACAUCCCUGCAAAUGCCAUCCAGUAUGUAAUUGAAGAUGUUGAAUUAUCUAUGCCAAGGUUAUUCGUGUAUCCUCCU